GGGAAAUCCUCCCUCUCACACAUGCAUGGAACCCUGCAAGCAUUCAAUGCCGAUCUACUGCCGCAGGUCGCUGGGAAACAUGAGUCAUCAGAAUCCCUCCACCGCUGGUGCAAGAGAGCCCUGUAACGACUGGCCUGGGCACGGACAAGCUGCCAAAACGCGACCAUGAUGAGCAGGUUUCCAUUCGGGUUCCGAGGGCGCAUUGUUUGCCCUUUGCAUUCAUUCAUUUCUCCCAGACCCCUCUUCUCACCGCUGAGCGGGACAGCAGCCAUCGUCAUUUGGUUGCGCCUGCACAGUGCUAACCACCUGCGCCAGCCGCCAUGGAAUCGUACUUGUCCAAACGCAGUGCGGCCAGCAUUGCCAAGCAGAAGCUCCCGUGGCGGUUUGCACCGCAGCAGACGUACGAUCCAGACACGAACCCCGAUGGCCUCAUCUCGUUUGGUACGGCCGAGAAUAAACUCAUUAUCCGUCAAGUAGAGGAUUUCGUCAACAGCGCUGUCAAGUUCGAGUCGCAGCAGUUCACGUACGGCUUCAGCACCGCAGGCGGGUCUCGUUUCCCGGCCGCCCUUGCCGUGCACCUCAACGAGUACCUCAAACCGCACAAGCCCAUCACGGCCGAGCACAUCCAAGUCACCGGCUCGGCGACCCCUUUGCACGAGAUCCUAGCAUGGGGCCUCGCCGAUCCGGGCGACGGCAUCCUCACCAGCCGGCCCGUCUACGGGCGAUUUGAGCUCGACUUUGGCAACAGAGCCGAGGUCAACAUCGUCUACGCCGAUACCCACGCCGAGAAUUGCUUUGAUGAAGAUGUCAUCGACAAGUUUGAGGAGGCUUUGGCCCGGUCUGAGGCCGAGGGCGUCACCAUUAGAGCGAUUCUCAUCGUCAACCCUCACAAUCCACUCGGGAAAUGCUAUCCCAGGGAGACAAUCAUUGCGCUCAUGAAAUUCUGCCAAAAGAACCAGAUCCACCUCAUCAGCGACGAGAUCUAUGCCUGCUCCAUCUUCGACUCGGGCGAGUCCGACGCCGUGCCCUUUACCUCGGCCCUCGCCAUCGACCCAGCUGGUAUCAUCGAUACGGAACGCCUGCACGUCACCUACGGCUUCAGCAAGGACUUUGGCUCGGCCGGCCUGCGCAUCGGCGCCAUCAUCACCCGCAGCAAGGCCGUCGAGUCGGCCAUCACCGGCGUGAUGCGCUUCCACAACCCCGCUGGGCCUAGCCUGGCCAUUGGCGCUGCCAUGCUCGAGGAUCGCAAAUGGUGCCGCGAGUUCGUCGAGUCGUCGCGCACCAAGCUUGCCGCAGCAUACAAGCAUGUGACCCAAGGGCUUCGCGAUGUCGGCAUCGAGUACCUGCCGGGGAGCAACGCCGGGUUUUUCGUCUGGAUCGACCUCUCGCGACACCUCCCGGAGGACCUCGACGGUGAGCCGAACAGCGAGUUUGCCUUGGCCAAGAAGCUGAGGGCGGCUGGCGUGUUUCUGCAUCCUCGGGAGGAACACUCGCUCAGGCCGGGGUGGUUCCGCAUGGUAUAUACGCAGAGCCCGGACAUUGUGACUGAGGGAAUUAAGAGGAUCAAAAAGGCCAUUUCAUAAAGACGUCACCAUUGAGAAGUUGGUUGAUUGGAAGCAUACCCCAAGGAAGGGUUUCAACAGGGGCUCAUCGCAUAAAAGCCAGCUUUGGCAUCAUAGACAUUGGAUUGGCACAUGGCAGCAGAAUCGGACUCAACGUAGAGCAGUUGGAACGCGUUCCAAUGAUUGGAUAUAUAGUCU
Molecule: messenger RNA, 1760 nt
Organism: Purpureocillium takamizusanense
Lineage: Eukaryota; Fungi; Ascomycota; Sordariomycetes; Hypocreales; Ophiocordycipitaceae
Exons: 5
Coding region: 321-1583 (420 amino acids)
Biological process (GO): biosynthetic process; amino acid metabolic process
Molecular function (GO): transaminase activity; pyridoxal phosphate binding
Source: RefSeq, a predicted model, not a curated record